AUGAGCUCCGGGUUCGGGCAGGUACUGACAGCGGUCGGGGAGUUUGGAACUUUCCAGAAGCGAAUGUUGGCGGCGAUAUGCUUCCCGAACAUCUUCAACGGGUUCCACAUGUUCUGUCAGGUGUUUACGGGGAUGAACUUCCCUCACCACUGUAACACCGACUGGAUCAGGACGCAGGGACCCGACCUGACCAACGAUAGACAGAAGAACCUCACCCUUCCUCCGCUUGAGGAGGGCCCUGGGUUCCAGUCCUGUAAGAUGUACACUCCGGUGGAUCUGGACUUGGAGACUAUUGAAGAGUACGGGAUAAACAGUACCAUCUCCUGCAGGGAUGGAUGGAAGUAUGAGGCUCCCCAAGGGACCACCAGCCUGGUGACUGAGGUAAGGUCAUAGGGAAGAACAGGGUCUGUUUUUCUCUACACCUGUUUGAGACAGGCCGGUUAGUUGGGGCAGACAAUGGGUCAGUGCCAAUACUAAAUAUCUGUUGAGCCUGCAGUCUGAUGCCUAGUUUGAAUGAAUCAUAAUGACGCCACACUCCCUCUCAUUCCACUAUCAGUGAUCUGCCUCAGGUGAGAGCCAGUUGUGUGUGCUCCAUGUUUCUGCCUCAGGUGAGAGCCAGUUGUGUGUGCUCCAUUCCCCUAUCAGUGAUCUGCCAGUUGUGUGUGCUCCAUGUUCCAGACUUUAACUUAUGGAACAUGUUUGUGUCUCCAGCUGUACUGUAGGACAAUUAUCAAAAUGUGCAACAGUAGAAUAAUGCUCCUUAACUUCUCUACUAGCCAUCUAUUGUAGAACUAUCUCUCUCUUCUGAUUACUCUAUAAUAAUGUCUCUAUUGAGGUUAUGCUAAUAGAAUGAUCAUAGAAAUGAUAUAGGACUUUGAUGUGAUUGAACCUGAACACUCUUUAUGACAGAGUGACAGAGGACAUACUGAGACUAACAGACAGUGAAAUAGGACUGACAGACAGACAGACAGUGAAAUAGGACUGACAGACAGACAGAGGACUGACAGACAGACAUACUGAGAACUGAGAACAGACCGACAGACGGAGGACUGACGGUGGAAUGACAGAGGACUGACAGACAGACAGAGGACUGACAACAGACAUACGGAGUGACAGAGGACAGAAAGACAGACAGGCAGCACUGGACUCAGUCGGCUGUUUCCAUAAUAAUGUUAGACUUGGCAGCUGUUUCCAUAAUGAUGUUAGACUUGGCAGCUGUUUCCAUAACGAUGUUAGACUUGGCAGCUGUUUCCAUAACGAUGUUAGACUUGGCAGCUGUUUCCAUAACGAUGUUAGACUUGGCAGCUGUUUCCAUAACGAUGUUAGACUUGGCAGCUGUUUCCAUAAUGAUGUUAGACUUGGCAGCUGUUUCCAUAACGAUGUUAGACUUGGCAGCUGUUUCCAUAAUGAUGUUAGACUUGGCAGCUGUUUCCAUAAUGAUGUUAGACUUGGCAGCUGUUUCCAUAACGAUGUUAGACUUGGCAGCUGUUUCCAUAAUGAUGUUAGACUUGGCAGCUGUUUCCAUAACGAUGUUAGACUUGGCAGCUGUUUCCAUAAUGAUGUUAGACUUGGCAGCUGUUUCCAUAACGAUGUUAGACUUGGCAGCUGUUUCCAUAAUGAUGUUAGACUUGGCAGCUGUUUCCAUAACGAUGUUAGACUUGGCAGCUGUUUCCAUAAUGAUGUUAGACUUGGCAGCUGUUUCCAUAAUGAUGUUAGACUUGGCAGCUGUUUCCAUAAUGAUGUUAGACUUGGCAGCUGUUUCCAUAACGAUGUUAGACUUGGCAGCUGUUUCCAUAAUGAUGUUAGACUUGGCAGCUGUUUCCAUAAUGAUGUUAGACUUGGCAGCUGUUUCCAUAAUAAUGUUAGACUUGGCAGCUGUUUCCAUAAUGAUGUUAGACUUGGCAGCUGUUUCCAUAACGAUGUUAGACUUGGCAGCUGUUUCCAUAACGAUGUUAGACUUGGCAGCUGUUUCCAUAACGAUGUUAGACUUGGCAGCUGUUUCCAUAACGAUGUUAGACUUGGCAGCUGUUUCCAUAAUGAUGUUAGACUUGGCAGCUGUUUCCAUAAUGAUGUUAGACUUGGCAGCUGUUUCCAUAACGAUGUUAGACUUGGCAGCCAGCCAUCCUGUCAUACCUACAGUGGGGAGAACAAGUAUUUGAUACACUGCCGAUUUUGCAGGUUUUCCUACUUACAAAGCAUGUAGAGGUCUGUAAUUUUUAUCAUAGGUACACUUCAACUGUGAGAGACGGAAUCAAAAACAAAAAUCCAGAAAAUCACAUUGUAUGAUUUUUAAGUAAUACAUUUGCAUUUUAUUGCAUGACAUAAGUAUUUGAUCACCUACCAACCAGUAAGAAUUCCGGCUCUCACAGACCUGUUAGUUUUUCUUUAAGAAGCCCUCCUGUUCUCCACUCAUUACCUGUAUUAACUGCACCUGUUUGAACUCGAUACCUGUAUAAAAGACACCUGUCCACACACUCAAUCAAACAGACUCCAACCUCUCCACAAUGGCCAAAACCAGAGAGCUGUGUAAGGACAUCAGGGAUAAAAUUGUAGACCUGCACAAGGCUGGGAUGGGCUACAGGACAAUAGGCAAGCAGCUUGGUGAGAAGGCAACAACUGUUGGCGCAAUUAUUAGAAAAUGGAAGAAGUUCAAGAUGACGGUCAAUCACCCUCGGUCUGGGUCUCCAUGCAAGAUCUCACCUCGUGGGGCAUCAAUGAUCAUGAGGAAGGUGAGGGAUCAGCCCAGAACUACACGGCAGAACCUGGUCAAUGACCUGAAGAGAGCUGGGACCACAGUCUCAAAGAAAACCAUUAGUAACGCACCACGCCGUCAUGGAUUAAAAUCCUGCAGCGCACGCAAGGUCCCCCUGCUCAAGCCAGCGCAUGUCCAGGCCCGUCUGAAGUUUUCCAAUGACCAUCUGGAUGAUCCAGAGGAGGAAUGGGAGAAGGUCAUGUGGUCUGAUGAGACAAAAAUAGAGCUUUUUGGUCUAAACUCCACUCGCCGUGUUUGGAGGAAGAAGAAGGAUGAGUACAACCCCAAGAACACCAUCCCAACCGUGAAGCAUGGAGGUGGAAACAUCAUUCUUUGGGGAUGCUUUUCUGCAAAGGGGACAGGACGACUGCACCGUAUUGAGGGGAGGAUGGAUGGGGCCAUGUAUCGCGAGAUCUUGGCCAACAACCUCCUUCCCUCAGUAAGAGCAUUGAAGAUGGGUCGUGGCUGGGUCUUCCAGCAUGACAACGACCCGAAACACACAUCCAGGGCAACUAAGGAGUGGCUCCGUAAGAAGCAUCUCAAGGUCCUGGAGUGGCCUAGCCAGUCUCCAGACCUGAACCCAAUAGAACAUCUUUGGAGGGAGCUUAAAGUCCGUAUUGCCCAGCGACAGCCCCGAAACCUGAAGGAUCUAGAGAAGGUCUGUAUGGAGGAGUGGGCCAAAAUCCCUGCUGCAGUGUGUGCAAACCUGGUCAAGACCUACAGGAAACGUAUGAUCUCUGUAAUUGCAAACAAAGGUUUCUGUACCAAAUAUUAAGUUCUGCUUUUCUGAUGUAUCAAAUACUUAUGUCAUGCAAUAAAAUGCAAAUUAAUUACUUAAAAAUCAUACAAUGUGAUUUUCUGAAUUUUUGUUUUAGAUUCCGUCUCUCACAGUUGAAGUGUACCUAUGAUAAAAAUUACAGACCUCUACAUGCUUUGUAAGUAGGAAAACCUGCAAAAUUGGCAGUGUAUCAAAUACUUGUUCUCCCCACUGUAAAUCAUCAUCAUAAAUCAUACUGUUCCUCCCAUUCAGACUGUGGGGCUGUCUUGUCUUGUCCCUUAUUCAAUCAACACUGUAUAGUUGUGUAAUAACAGAACGACUGGGACAACAUGUACUAUCUAGACUACAUGUACUAUCUAGACUACAUGUACUGUCUAGACUACAUGUACUGUGUAGACCAGUGGAGGCUCCUCAGAGGAGGAAGGGGAGGACCAUCCUCCUCAGGGAAUUUCAUUAAAUAAUAUAUUUUUUAAACAUUUUAAAAGUUAGCCUUUUUAGAUAAAACUAUACUAAAUAGAAUCACGUCACCAAAUAAUUGAUUAAAACACACUAUUUUGCAAAUAAGGUCUACAGUAGCCUCAACAGCACUAGCACCAUGGUGUAGCCAGAGGACAGCUAGCUUCCGUCCUCCUCUGGGUACAUUGACUUCAAUACAAAAUCUAGGAGGCUCAUGGUUCUCACCCCCUUCCAUAGACUUACACAGUAAUUAUGACAACUUCCGGAGGACGUCCACCAGCCUACCAGAGCUCUUGCAGCAUGAACUGACAUGUUGUCCACCCAAUCAAAGGAUCAGAUAAUUAGUACUGAAUGCAUAAACUACAGCUAGCUAGCACUGUAGUGCAUAAAAUGUAGUGAGUAGUUGACUCAAAGAGAGAGAAAGACAAUAGUUGAACAGUUUUGAACAAAUUAAUCUCUUCCAAAAUGAAGGAGAAGCAAGAGAGAAAUAGAGAGAAAGAGUUAUUUUUUUCAGUUUCACUUACUUAGCUAACAAAUGCAGCUAGCUAGGUCAGCCUACUGAAACACCCUGCUCAAACAGAGGGAUGCUAUGUUAGCUAGCUGGCUAUGACUAUCCAACACAACACUGGAACUCUUCCAAGUCAAGGUAAGCUUUUGGUUUUAAUAAUUUAUUGUCACCGGGGCCCGCCAGUGUAACUGCUUACCUGACUGUACACUGUAAUGUUACUGCAUGAUUGGAGCGGGUUUACUAACACGUUAGUUCUAUUAGCUAUGCUGACUAGGACGUUAAUUUAGCUAAUAUGGCGACAACGAUGUAGGCUGUGUGUAGCGGUUAGCGGUUAUGAUAUGAAGGUUUGGCUUGGAAAGGUUUUUUCACCUGGUCACAUACAGCUGAUGUGUUGAAGUCCACAAGUGAAGGGAAGCGGUGAGAGGAGAAGAGCGCAUAGAUGCGAGAAGGAAUACAACGUUGCUGCUAUGAAAGUGAACUGUGUUUACGCGUGAUCAGGGGUGUAUUAAUUCCGCUGAUUCUGUUGAAAAACCUUUCUUAAACGGAAGCAAACGGAACAAAACGGGGAUAAACAUACCUGAAUUUGUCCAAUAGAAACUCUUGUUUGCAACUGUUGGACUAAUGAUUACACCCUAUAUCAGCUGGAUGCAGGCAAGAGUGUGCAAGGCAGUAUUGAAUGUGUCACUGUCUGUCACCUCAAAUGUUUCUCUCGACCUGUGUGCACCUACGUUGUAAACUUUCAUUCAUAGGCUAGGUUGUAACAACCUCAUGAUGUGUAUAGGGAACAUGUGAGUAUCAUGUAGUAGCCUAAACCUAUCACUGUUACGUUGAACUGGGUGAAUGGAAGAUGAAUGACAGUCAUCCAACAUGCUGCAAUAGAAACAAGGCCAUGCUCAUGAACAACAAACGGCACUGACUACAACUGGUGUAGACUACAUGUUAUGAACAGAACAGAUAUGUCUCCAUGAACAGAACAGAUAUGUCUCCACGAACAGAACAGAUAUGUCUCCACGAACAGAACAGAUAUGUCUCCACGAACAGAACAGAUAUGUCUCCACGAACAGAACAGAUAUGUCUCCAUGAACAGAACAGAAAUGUCUCCACGAACAGAACAGAUAUGUCUCCACGAACAGAACAGAUACAGUACCAAUCAAAAGUUUAGAUACACCUACUCAUUCCAGGGUUUUUCUUAAUUUUUUACUAUUUUCGACAUUGUAGAAUAAUAGUGAAGACAUCAAAACUAUGAAAUAACACAUAUGGAAUCAUGUAGUAACCAAAAAAGUGUUAAAUAAUUCAAAAUUUAUUUUAUAUUUGAGAUUCUUCAAAGUAGCCACCCUUCGCCUUGUUGACAGCUUUGCACACUCUUGGCAUUCUCUCAACCAGCUUUAUGAGGUAGUCACCUGGAAUGCAUUUCAAUUGACAGGUGUGCCUUGUUAAACGUUAAUUUGUGGAAUUUAUUUCCUUCUAAAUGCGUUUGAGCAAAUCAGUUGUGUUGUGACAAGGUAGGGGGGGUAUACAGAAGAUAGCCAGCCGUAUUUGGUAAAAGACCAAGUCCAUAUUAUGGCAAGAACAGCUCAAAUAAACAAAGAGAAACGACAGUCCAUUAUUACUUCGAAGGUCAGUCAAUCCAGAAAAUGUCAAGAACUUUGAAAGUAUCUUCAAGUGCAGUCGCAAAAACCAUCAAGCACUAUGAUUAAACUGGCUCUCAUGAGGACCGCCACAGGAAAGGAAGACCCAGAGUUACCUCUGCUGCAGAGGAUAAGUUCAUUAGAGUUAACUGCACCUCAGAUUGCAGCCCAAAUAAAUGCUUCACAGAGUUCAAGUAACAGACACAUCUCAACAUCAACUGUUCAGAGGAGACUGUGUGAAUCAGGCCUUCAUGGUCUAAUUGCUGCAAAGAAACCACUACUAAAGGCCACCAAUAAUAAGAAGAGACUUGCUUGGGCCAAGAAACACGAGCAAUGGACAUUAGACCGGUGGAAAUCUGUCCUUUGGUCUGAUGAGUCCAAAUUUGAGAUAUUUGGUUCCAACCGCCGUGUCUUUGUGAGACGCAGAGUAGGUGAACGGAUGAUCUCCACAUGUGUGGUUCCCACCGUGAAGCAUGGAGGAGGAGGUGUGAUGGUGUGGUGGUGCUAUGCUGGUUACACUGUAUGUGAUUUAUUUAGAAUUCAAGGCACACUCAACCAGCAUAACUACCACAGCAUUCUGCAGCGAUACACCAUCCCAUCUGGUUUGCGCUUAGUGGGGCUAUCAUUUGUUUUUCAACAGGACAAUGACCCAAAACACACCUCCAGGCUGGGUAAGAGCUAUUUGACCAAGAAGGGUGAUGGAGUACUGCAUCAGAUGACCUGGCCUCCACAAUCACCCGACCUCAACCCAAUUGAGAUGGUUUGGGAUGAGUUGGACCGCAGAGUGAAGGAAAAGCAGCCAAUAAGUGCUCAGCAUAUGUGGGAACUUCUUCAAGACUGUUGGAAAAGCAUUCCAGGUGAAGCUGGUUGAGAGAAUGCCAAGAGUGUGCAAAGCUGUCAUCAAGGCAAAGGGUGGCUACUUUGCUUAACACUUUUUUGGUUACUACAUGAUUCCGUAUGUGUUAUUUCAUAGUUUUGAUGUCUUCACUAAUAUUCUACAAUGUAGAAAAUAUUUAAAAUAAAGAAAAACCCCUGAGUAAGUAGGUGUGUCCAAACUUUUGACUGGUACUGUAUGUCUCCAAGAACAGAACAGAUUUUUAUCAAAGAACAUAUAUGUCUCCAAAAACAGAACAGAACUCUCCAAGAACAGAACAGAUAUUUAUCAAAGAACAGAUAUGUCCACAAGAACAGAACAGAUAUUUAUCAAAGAACAGAUAUGUCCACAAGAACAGAACAGAUAUUUAUCAAAGAAUGAAUAUGUCUGCAAGAACAGAACAGAUAUUUAUCAAAUAACAGAAAUGUCUGCAAGAACAGAACAGGUAUUUAUCAAAGAACAGAUUUCUCCAAGAACAGAACAGAUAUUUAUCAAAGAACUGAUAUGUCCGCAAGAACAGAACAGAUAUUUAUCAAAGAACAGAUGUCUCUAGGAUUAGAACAGAUAUUUAUCAAAGAACAGAUGUCUGCAAGAACAGAACAGAUAUUUAUCAAAGAACAGAUGUCUCCAAGAACAGAACAGAUAUUUAUCAAAUAACAGAUAUGUCUGCAAGAACAGAACAGAUAAUUAUCAAAGAACAUAUAUGUCUCCAACAACAGAACAUAUAUUUAUCAAAGAACAGAUAUGUCUGCAAGAACAGAACAGAUAUUUAUCAAAGAACAGAUAUGUAUGCAAGAACAGAACAGAUAUUUAUCAAAGAACAGAUAUGUCGCCAAGAACAGAACAGAUAUAUAUCAAAGAACAGAUGUCUGCAAGAACAGAACAGAUAUUUAUCAAAGAACAGAUAUGUCUCCAAGAACGGAACAGAUAUUUAUCAAAGAUCAGAUAUGUCUGCAAGAACAGAACAGAUAUUUAUCAAAGAACAGAUAUGUCUCAAAGAACAAAACAGAUAUUUAUCAAAGAACAGAUAUGUCUGCAAUAACAGUGUCACGAUCGUCAGGGAGAGACCAAGGCGCAGCGUUGAAGGUGAACAUAUUAUUUAUUAUACUGAUCACACGAUCAAAAAUAACAGACGAUAACGUGAUGUCUACGGUUUAACACAAACCAAAUAAGAACAAGAAACCACAAACACAAAGUGAAAGACAGACAGUUAAAUAUGGCUCCCAAUCAGAGACAACCAGCUGACACUCGUUGCCUCUGAUUGGGAGUCACUCAGGCCAACAUAGAAAUACAAACAUAGAAUUACACACCCUGGCUCAACAUAACAGUGUCCCCAGAGCCAGGGCGUGACAGUACCCCCCCCCUAAAGGCGCGGACUCCGACCGCGCCAACUAAAUACCACAGGGGAGGGACCGGGUGGGCACUCCGCCUUGGCGGCGGAUCCGGCUCCGGGCCUGAUCCCCACUCCCUCUCCAACCCCCCAAAGUACCCCUGGUCUGGUCUGGCCCCGCUGGCCGGAGCUGGACUGCACACUGAUGGAGCGGAUUGCUCUAGCUCCGGCGUAACGCAUCUGACCGGUGCCGGACCAGGCACCAGUGGAACAAGCACGGGCCGUGCCGGACCGACGACGCACACCACUGGCUUGGUGUGGGGGAACAGGCACGGGCCGUGCUGGACUGACGACGCACACCACUGGCUUGGUGUGGGGAGCAGGAGCGGGCCGGACAGGGCUGACGAUACGCACCACAGACUUGGUGCGGCGAGCAGGAAUGGGCCGGACUGGGCUGGCGACGCGCACCACAGACUCGGUGCGGAGAGCAGGAACGGGCCGGACUGGGCUGGCGACGCGCACCACAGACUUGGUGCGGAGAGCAGGAACGGGCCGGACAGGGCUGACGAAACGCACCACAGACUUGGUGCGGGGAGCAGGAACGGGCCGAACAGGGCUGACGAAACGCACCACUGACUUGGUGCGGGGAGCAGGAAUGGGCCGGGCCAAGCUGGCGAUGCGCACUGUAGACUUGGUGCGAGUGGCAGGAACAGGCCGGACCGUACUGGGAACACACACCACUGGCCCUACGUUGGGGAUCAGGAACAGGCCGGACCGGACUGGCAACACACGCCAGUACCUCUCGCCGUGCCUCUACAUCUUCCACCCCCUCUUCGACCAGUGGCCCCCGUAACCUGGCGGCCUCCUCUGCCAAUCCGCUGGGCCGCUCUGCCGCGGUCUCCUGCUGGCCCGUCGUCCACGGCGUUAGCCCCCCCCUAAAAAAUUUCUGGCCUUCACUCCUACCCGUGGCCAAGGUCUCCAUGUCCCUCGCCAGCCGUUCGCCCUUCUGCCACAAUGUCAAGCCCCUCUCCUCCUCAUCCGGCUUGACCCAGUCGAGGAGGCGAAGGAGAUCUGUUAGAGAUCUCCCUGGCGAUGGCUCCUGGACACGCUGCUUGGUCACAUCUUGGUGGUUUCUUCUGUCACGAUCGUCAGGGAGAGACCAAGGCGCAGCGUUGAAGGUGAACAUAAUAUUUAUUAUACUGAUCACACGAUCAAAAACAACAGACGAUAACGUGAUGUCUACGGUUUAACACAAACCAAAUAAGAACAAGAAACCACAAACACAAAGUGAAAGACAGACAGUUAAAUAUGGCUCCCAAUCAGAGACAACCAGCUGACACUCGUUGCCUCUGAUUGGGAGUCACUCAGGCCAACAUAGAAAUACAAACAUAGAAUUACACACCCUGGCUCAACAUAACAGUGUCCCCAGAGCCAGGGCGUGACAAACAGAACAGAUAUAUAUCAAAUAACAGAUAUGUCUCCAAAAAUGGAACAGAUAUUUAUCAAAGAACAAAUAUGUCUGCAAUAACAGAACAGAUAUUUAUCAAAUAACAGAUAUGUCUCCAAUGUAUUGUUGCCACGUUCAACCUAUUUUCUCUGUUUGCAGCACGUCCUUAUUAUGCUAUCUUUAUUAUGGUUCUCCCCUCCUCCUCUCCUCCCUUCCUCCUCCCCUCCUCCUCUCCCCCCUUCCUCCUCCCCUCCUCCUCUCCUCCCUUCCUCCUCCCCUCCUCCUCCCCUCCUCCUCCCAUCCUCUUCAGUUCAACCUGGUGUGUGCCAACAGUGGUCUGAAUGAGGCGUCCCAGUCCAUCUACAUGGCAGGGCUCCUGAUUGGUGCUCUGGUGUUUGGGCCAAUGGCAGACAGGUAUGGACUCAUCCAGUGUUUCCCCUAGGUUUCUUUUCAGCAGUGGUGGCAAGGGUAGAAGGGUCUCCUCCUCCCUCCCCUCCCUUUCCUCUCCCCCUCCCUCCUCACCUCUCCUUCUCCUCCCUCCCUCUCCCCUCCCCUCCUCACCUCUCCUUUCUCCUCCCUCCCUCUCCUCCUCCCUCCCCUCCCUCUCCUCUCCCCUCUCCCUCCUCACCUCUCCUUUCUCCUCCCUCCCUCCUCCUCCUCCCUCCCCUCCCUCUCCUCCUCCCCUCUCCUCUCCCUCCCCUCCCCUCCCCUCCCCUCCCUCCCCUCCCCUCCCCUCCCCUCCUCCCCUCCCCUCCCCCUCCUCUCACCCUCUCCUCUCCCCUCCUCCCUCCCUGCCUCCCUCUCCCUCCCUCCCCUCCCCUCCCCUCCCCUCCCCUCCCCUCCCCUCCCCUCCCCUCCCCUCCCCUCCCCUCCCCGCUGCUCCUGCCUUUCUCCUCCCUCCCCUCUCCUCCUCCCUCCCCUCCCCUCCCUCUCCUCGUCGCCCCCUCCCCUCCCGCCUCCUUCGCCCUCACCCGUCCUCCCUGCCCCCCUACGAGAUCCCCGUCCCCUCUCCGUCCUCAACCUCUCCGUCCCUGCCCCUCCCUCUCCUCUUCCCCUCCCCCAUCCCAUCACCUCUCGUCUUCGCCGCAAUCCCCUCCUCCCUCCCUCGCCUCUCCUCCUCCCCCUCCCUCCCUUUCCUCUCCCCUCCCCUCCUCACCUCUCCUUCUCCUCCCUCCCUCUCCCCUCCCCUCCUCACCUCUUCUUUUUCCUCUCUGCUCCUCAGGUAUGGUAGGCGUUUUGUGGUCCUCCUCUCUCUACUCAUCCAGCUGUUGUUCGGCGUGGGAGCAGCCUUCUCUCCCAACAUCUAUGUUUACAUAGCCUUCAGAUUCAUGGUCGGCACCACCAUCUCAGGCAUCGCUAUAAACACCUAUGUUUUAGGUGGGUACACUGCGAUGUUAUACCAUAUAACUUCCUUUUCACUUAGUGAAAACUGAAACUCUCACCUUUCUUGUAUCAAAUGCAAGGUACAGUUGUUUACUUCCCAGAAAUAAGCUGUGUUAGAGCUGGGCUGGAACAAAAUCCUGCAACCAGCAGCCCUCUGGGACCCAAGUUGGCCAAUACCAUACUAGAUAUUUGACAUGGCCGUCAGACUCCUCUGUCAUGUACUGUAUGUGUUUCCAUCCUCCAGGUAACAACCUCUGACCUCUAACCCCUUGAUCUAACCAGGUGCUGAGUGGACAGGUAAUAACAGGAAGGCUCUGUUCACCUCUGACCUCUAACCAGGUGCUGAGUGGACAGGUAAUAAACAGGAGGGCUCUGUUCACCUCUGACCUCUAACCAGGUGCUGAGUGGACAGGUAAUAACAGGAGGGCUCUGUUCACCUCUGACCUCUAACCCCUUGAUCUAACCAGGUGCUGAGUGGACAGGUAAUAACAGGAAGGCUCUGUUCACCUCUGACCUCUAACCCCUUGAUCUAACCAGGUGCUGAGUGGACAGGUAAUAACAGGAAGGCUCUGUUCACCUCUGACCUCUAACCAGGUGCUGAGUGGACAGGUAAUAACAGGAGGGCUCUGUUCACCUCUGACCUCUAACCAGGUGCUGAGUGGACAGGUAAUAACAGGAAGGCUCUGUUCACCUCUGACCUCUAACCCCUUGAUCUAACCAGGUGCUGAGUGGACAGGUAAUAACAGGAAGGCUCUGUUCACCUCUGACCUCUAACCCCUUGAUCUAACCAGGUGCUGAGUGGACCGGUAAUAACAGGAGGGCUCUGUUCACCUCUGACCUCUAACCAGGUGCUGAGUGGACAGGUAACAACAGGAGGGCUCUGUUCACCUCUGACCUCUAACCCCUUGAUCUAACCAGGUGCUGAGUGGACCGGUAAUAACAGGAGGGCUCUGUUCACCAUCUUCUCCCACUGUUUCUAUGCCAUCGGUCUGAUGCUGAUGUCUGGGAUCGCCUACGGGGUCAGAGACUGGAGGAUCCUACAGCUGGUCCUCUCCAGCCCUGUCCUGUUCCUCGGGGUAUUCUACUGGUACGUUCUGAACCCUGACCUGUCAGUCUGUCAGCUGGUCCUCUCCAGCCCUGUCCUGUUCCUCGGGUUAUUCUACUGGUACGUUCUGAACCCUGACCUGUCAGUCUGUCAGCUGGUCCUCCGCAGCCCUGUCCUGCUGCUGGGGGUAUUCUACUGGUACGUCUCUAACCUCUAACCCCGUCAGUCUGUCAGCUGGUGCAGAGGUGUGGUUUUAGAGCAGCCUACUCCACCCAUCUCUUUUUUAGACCCAUCCUUGACUCCCCAUCCCUGUACUUCCUGGACCCAUCGUUGACUCCCCAUCCAUGUACUUGCUGGACCCAUCCUUGACUCCCCAUCCCUGUACUUGCUGGACCCAUCCUUGACUCCCCAUCCCUGUACUUCCUGGACCCAUCCUUGACUCCCCAUCCCUGUACUUGCUGGACCCAUCCUUGACUCCCCAUCCCUGUACUUCCUGGACCCAUCCUUGACUCCCCAUCCCUGUACUUCCUGGACCCAUCCUUGACUCCCCAUCCCUGUACUUGCUGGACCCAUCCUUGACUCCCCAUCCCUGUACUUGCUGGACCCAUCCUUGACUCCCCAUCCCUGUACUUCCUGGACCCAUCCUUGACUCCCCAUCCCUGUACUUCCUGGACCCAUCCUUGACUCCCCAUCCCUGUACUUGCUGGACCCAUCCUUGACGCCGGACCCAUCCUUGACUCCCCAUCCCUGUACUUGCUGGACCCAUCCUUGACUCCCCAUCCCUGUACUUGCUGGACCCAUCCUUGACUCCCCAUCCCUGUACUUGCUGGACCCAUCCUUGACUCCCCAUCCCUGUACUUGCUGGACCCAUCCUUGACUCCCCAUCCCUGUACUUGCUGGACCAUCCUUGACUCCCAUCCUGUACUUGCUGGACCUCCUUGACUCCCAUCCCUAUACUUGCUGGACCCAUCCUUGACUCCCCAUCCCUGUACUUGCUGGACCCAUCCUUGACUCCCCAUCCCUGUACUUCCUGGACCCAUCCUUGACUCCCCAUCCCUGAUCGUCUGGUAGGAUCCUCCCAGAGUCAGCACGGUGGCUGAUGACCCAGGGCCGACAGGAGGAGGCUCGUCAGGAGAUCCGCAGAGCAGCCAGAAUCAACGGGAGGGAGGUCCCUGAAGCCCUGCUGGACCAGGUUAGUUUAUUUUUUAUUUUUUGAUUUCACCUUUAUUUAACCAGGUAAGCCAGUUGAGAACAGGUUCUCAUUUACAACUGCGACCUGGCCAAGAUAAAGCAAAGCAGUGCAUAAAAACAACACAGAGUUACAUAUGGGGUAAAAAAAACAUAAAGUCAAAAAUACAACAGAAAUAUAUAUACAGUGUGUGCAAAUGUAGCAAGUUAUGGAGUAAGGCAUAAAUAGGCUAUAGUGCAGAAUAAUUACAAUAGUAUUAACACUGGAAUGCUAGAUGUGCAAGAGAUUAUGUGCAAAUAGAGAUACUGGGGUGCAAAAGAGCAAAAUAAAUAACAAUAUAGGGAUGAGGUAGUUGGGUGGGCUAAUUUCAGAUGGGCUGUGUACAGGUGCAGUGAUCGGUAAGGUGCUCUGACAACUGAUGCUUAAAGUUAUUGAGGGAGAUAAGAGUCUCCAGCUUCAGAGAUUUUUGAAAUUCGUUCCAGUCAUUGGCAGCAGAGAACUGGAAGGAAUGGCGGCCAAAGGAGGUGUUGGCUUUGGGAAUGACCAGUGAGAUAUACCUGCUGGAGCGCAGACUACGGGUGGGUGCUGCUAUGGUGACCAAUGAGCUAAGAUAAGGCGGGGAUUUGCCUAGCAGUGAUUUAUAGAUGGCCUGGAGCCAGUGGGUUUGACGACGAACAUGUAGUGAGGACCAGCCAACAAGAGCGUACAGGUCACAGUGGUGGGUAGUGUAUGGGGCUUUGGAGACAAAACGGAUGGCACUGUGAUAGACUACAUCCAAUUUGCUGAGUAGAGUGUUGGAGGCUAUUUUGUAAAUGACAUCGCCGAAGUCAAGAAUCGGUAGGAUAGUCAGUUUUACGAGGGCAUGUUUGGCAGCAUGAGUGAAGGAGGCUUUGUUGCGAAAUAGGAAGCCGAUUCUAGAUUUAACUUUGGAUUGGAGAUUCUUUAAGUGAGUCUGGAAGUUGAGUUUACAGUCUAACCAGACACCUAGGUAUUUGUAGUUGUCCACAUACUCUAGGUCAGACCCGUCGAGAGUGGUGAUUCUAGUCGGGUGGGCGGGUGCCAGCAGCGUUCGAUUGAAAAGCAUGCAUUUAGUUUUACUAGUGUUUAAGAGCAGUUGGAGGCUACUGAAGGAUUGUUGUAUGGCAUUGAAGCUCGUUUGGAGGUUUGUUAACACAGUGUCCAAUGAAGGGCCAGAUGUAUACAAAAUGGUGUCGUCUGCGUAGAGGUGGAUCUGAGAGUCACCAGCAGCAAGAGCGACAUCAUUGAUAUACACGGAGAAAAGUGUCGGCCCAAGAAUUGAACCCUGUGGCACCCCCAUAGAGACUGCCAUAGGUCCAGACAACAGGCCCUCCGAUUUGACACACUGAACUCUAUCUGAGAAGUAGUUGGUGAACCAGGCGAGGCAGUCAUUUGAGAAACCAAGGCUAUUUAGUCUGCCAAUAAGAAUGCGGUGGUUGACAGAGUCGAAAGCCUUGGCCAGGUCGAUGAAGACGGCUGCACAGUACUGUCUAUUAUCAAUCGCGGUUAUAUCGCGGUUACUAUCAUCCUAACAUCCAGCAGGUUAUCAUCACUAUCAUCCUAACAUCCAGCAGGUUAUCAUCAUAAUCAUCCUAACAUCCAGCAGGUUACUAGAAGACUACAUUAAGUACAGUGGGGGAAAAAAGUAUUUAGUCAGCCACUUUUUGUGCAAGUUCUCCCACUUAAAAAGAUGAGAGAGGCCUGUAUUUUUCUAUAUUUUCAUCAUAGGUACACGUCAACUAUGACAGACAAAUUGAGGAAAAAAAUUCCAGAAAAUCACAUUGUAGGAUUUCUUAUGAAUUUAUUUGCAAAUCAUGGUGGAAAAUUAGUAUUUGGUCACCUACAAACAAGCAAGAUUUCUGGCUCUCACAGACCUGUAACUUCUUCUUUAAGAGGCUCCUCUGUCCUCCACUAAUUACCUGUAUUAAUGGCACCUGUUUGAACCAAAGAGCUGUCAAAGGACACCAGAAACAAAAUUGUAGACCAGGCUGGGAAGACUGAAUCUGCAAUAGGUAAGCAGCUUGGUUUGAAGAAAUCAACUGUGGGAGCAAUUAUUAGGAAAUGGAAGACAUACAAGACCACUGAUAAUCUCCCUCGAUCUGGGGCUCCACGCAAGAUCUCACCCCGUGGGGUCAAAAUGAUCACAAGAACGGUGAGCAAAAAUCCCAGAACCACACGGGGGGACCUAGUGAAUGACCUGCAGAGAACUGGGACCAAAGUAACAAAGCCUACCAUCAGUAACACACUACGCCGCCAGGGACUCAAAUCCUGCAGUGCCAGACGUGUCCUCCUGCUUAAGCCAGUACAUGUCCAGGCCCGUCUGAAGUUUGCUAGAGUGCAUUUGGAUGAUCCAGAAGAGGAUUGGGAGAAUGUCAUAUGGUCAGAUGAAACCAAAAUAGAACUUUUUGGUAAAAACUCAACUCGUCAUGUUUGGAGGACAAAGAAUGCUGAGUUGCAUCCAAAGAAUACCUACUGCGAAGCAUGGGGGUGGAAACAUCAUGCUUUGGGGCUGUUUUUCAGCAAAGGGACCAGGACGACUGAUCCGUGUAAAGGAAAGAAUGAAUGGGGCCAUGUAUCUUGAGAUUUUGAGUGAAAACCUCCUUCCAUCAGCAAGGGCAUUGAAGAUGAAACAUGGCUGGGUCUUUCAGCAUGACAAUGAUCCCAAACACACUGCCCGGGCAACGAAGGAGUGGCUUCGUAAGAAGCAUUUCAAGGUCCUGGAGUGGCCUAGCCAGUCUCCAGAUCUCAACCCCAUAGAAAAUCUUUGGAGGGAGUUGAAAGUCCGUGUUGCCCAGCGACAGCCCCAAAACAUCACUGCUCUAGAGGAGAUCUGCAUGGAGGAAUGGGCCAAAAUACCAUCAACAGUGUGUGAAAACCUUGUGAAGACUUACAGAAAACGUUUGACCUGUGUCAUUGCCAACAAAGGGUUUAUAACAAAGUAUUGAGAAACUUUUGUUAUUGACCAAAUACUUAUUUUCCACCAUAAUUUGCAAAUAAAUUCAUUAAAAAUCCUACAAUGUGAUUUUCUGGAUUUUUUUCCCUCAUUUUAUCUGUCAUAGUUGACGUGUACCUAUGAUGUAAAUUACAGGCCUCUCUCAUCUUUUUAAGUGGGAGAACUUGCACAAUUGGUGGCUGACUAAAUCCUUUUUUCCCCACUGUACACCAAACAUUAGGAACACCUUCCUAAUAUGGAGUUGUUAGUGUGUAGCCUUCCGACGUCACGUUUCGUUGCCGUUUGUUGUUUUGUAUGUUUAUUCAGUUUAAUAAACAUGUAUGCAUUUCACGCUGCGCCUUGGUCUGACCCGUUCUUCAACGACGUGACACAAGGCUUAAAAAUCCUUCUUUAACCUGUCUCCUCCCCUCAUCUACACUGAUUGAAGUGGAUUUAACAAGUGACAUCAAUAAGGGAUCAUAGCUUUCAGCUGGAUUCACCUGGUCAGUCUACAGUAUGUCAUGGAAAGAGCAGGUGUUCGUAAUGUAGAGGCAGUGUAUAGUUGGCAGUCUGGAUGGGUCUAGAACACCAUUAAAAACAAAACGUUUUAAGUGAGAAUAGGCAUUGGUCUGAAGCCGAAAAAUAAGGGAAAUUCACAUGAGCACCACAAUGCCUACUCCACCCAUGCUCUACCAAGGUUUUCGAGCACACAGCUUUGACCUACUACAGUAGCUAUGUUGGUAUUGUACUUCAAACUAUGUGUCGGCAGGUUGCUUAGGAUUCAAACCUUCUCUACUGAAUCUCCUCCUCCUAACUCUACUGUAUCUCCUCCUCCUCCUCAUACCUCUGCUGAAUCUCCUCCUCCUAACUCUGCUGUAUCUCCUCCUCCUCCUAACUCUACUGAAUCUCCUCCUCCUAACUCUGCUGUAUCUCCUCCUCCUCCUAACUCUGCUGUAUCUCCUCCUCCUCCUAACUCUGCUGUAUCCUCCUCCUGACUCUGUUGUAUCUCCUCCUCCUCCUAACUCUGCUGUAUCUCCUCCUAACUCUGCUGUAUCUCCUCCUCCCAACUCUGCUGUAUCUCCUCCUCCUCCUAACUCUGCUGUAUCUCCUCCUAACUCUGCUGUAUCUCUCCUCCCAAACUCUGCGUAUCCCUCCUCCUCCUAAUCUGCGUGUAUCUCCUCCUCCUCCUAACUCUGCUGUAUCUCCUCCUCCUCCUAACUCUGCUGUAUCUCCUCCUCCUCCUAACUCUGCUGUAUCUCCUCCUCCUCCUAACUCUGCUGUAUCUCCUCCUCCUCCUAACUCUGCUGUAUCUCCUCCUCCUAAAUCUGCUGUAUCUCCUCCUCCUCCUAACUCUGCUGUAUCUCCUCCUCCUCCUAACUCUGCUGUAUCUCCUCCUCCUAACUCUGCUGUAUCUCCUCCUCCUAACUCUGCUGUAUCUCCUCCUCCUAACUCUACUGUAUCUCCUCCUCCUAACUCUGCUGUAUCUCUCCUCCUCCUAACUCUGCUGUAUCUCCUCCUCCUCCUAACUCUGCUGUAUCUCCUCCUCCUCCUAACUCUGCUGUAUCUCCUCCUCCUCCUGACUCUGUUGUAUCUCCUCCUCCUCCUAACUCUGCUGUAUCUCCUCCUAACUCUAACUCUACUGUAUCUCCUCCUCCUCCUAACUCUCAUGUAUCUCCUCCUCCUCCUAACUCUGCUGUAUCUCCUCCUCCUCCUAACUCUGCUGUAUCUCCUCCUCCUCCUGACUCUGCUGUAUCUCCUCCUCCUCCUAACUCUGCUGUAUCUCCUCCUCCUCCUGACUCUGCUGUAUCUCCUCCUCCUCCUAACUCUGCUGUAUCUCCUCCUCCUCCUAACUCUGCUGUAUCCUCCUCUCCUCCUGACUCUGCUGUAUCUCCUCCUCCUCCUAACUCUGCUGUAUCUCAUCCUCCUGACUCUGCUGUAUCUCCUCCUCCUCCUAACUCUGCUGUAUCUCCUCCUAACUCUGCUGUAUCUCCUCCUCCUGACUCUGUUGUAUCUCCUCCUCCUCCUAACUCUGCUGUAUCUCCUCCUAACUCUGCUGUAUCUCCUCCUCCCAACUCUGCUGUAUCUCCUCCUCCUCCUAACUCUGCUGUAUCUCCUCCAAACUCUACUGUAUCUCCUCCUCCUAACUCUGCUGUAUCUCCUCCUAACUCUAACUCUACUGUAUCUCCUCCUCCCAGCUGCAGGUGGAGGGCUGCAGCUCGACCAAGACAAGCAACAUGUUGGACCUCUUCAGGAUCCCCUACCUGAGAAAACGGGCUCUCAUUCUCUCCUAUAUCUGGUCAGUACCUCAUUCUCUCCUAUAUCUGGUCAGUACCUCAUUCUCUCCUAUAUCUGGUCAGUACCUCAUUCUCUCCUAUAUCUGGUCAGUACCUCAUUCUCUCCUAUAUCUGGUCAGUACCUCAUUCUCUCCUAUAUCUGGUCAGUACCUCAUUCUCUCCUAUAUCUGGUCAGUACCUCAUUCUCUCCUAUAUCUGGUCAGUACCUCAUUCUCUCCUAUAUCUGGUCAGUACCUCAUUCUCUCCUAUAACUGGUCAGUACCUCAUUCUCUCCUAUAUCUGGUCAGUACCUCAUUCUCUCCUAUAUCUGGUCAGUACCUCAUUCUCUCCUAUAUCUGGUCAGUACCUCAUUCUCUCCUAUAUCUGGUCAGUACCUCAUUCUCUCCUAUAUCUGGUCAGUACCUCAUUCUCUGCUCUAUCUGGUCAGUACCUCAUUCUCUGCUCUAUCUGGUCAGUGUAAGACUGUAUCUGGCACCCUCUCCACCUGUUCGAUCAAUGUUUACAGUAACUACCCAUGAUUGACCAUAUUCAAAUUACAAUGGCAUGACUGACACUCAGUCCAAAAGUACUGAAUUGUCACACUUGAGUAUAAGUGAAAAAUAAAUGCUAUAUAUCAAAUUCCUCAUAUUAAACAAACCAGACAAUACGAUUUUCUUGUUUUUUAAAUUUAUGGACAGACAGGGUCACACUCCAACACUCAGACAUCAUUUACAAACACAGUAUUUGUAUUAAGUGGGUCCGCCAGAUCACAGGCAGUAGGGAUGACAACGCUUUAUAUUGAUAAGUGCGUGAAUUGGACCAUAUUGCUGUCCUGCUUGAGCAUUCGAAAUGUAACGAGUACUUUUGGGUUUCAUAGAAAAUGUAUGGGAGUAAAUGGUACACAUUUUUUUUAGGAAUGUAGUGGAGUGGGCCUCCUGAGUGGAGCAGCGGUCUAAGGCACUGCAUCUCAGUGCUAGAGGCGUCACUACAGACCCGGGUUCGAUCCCAGGCUGUGUCACAGCCGGCCGUGACCGGGAGACCCAUGAGGCGGUGCACAAUUGACCCAGCGUUGUACGGAUUAUGGGAGGGUUUGGCCAGUUUGGAUUUCCUUGUCCCAUCGUGCUCUAGCGACUCCUUGUGGCGGGCCAGGCGCCUGCAAGCUGACUUCGGUCGCCAGACUUCGGUUUUGCUUGACACACUGGUGCGGCUGGCUUCCAGGUUAAGCGAGCAGUGUGUCAAGCAGUGCGGCUUGGCAGGGUCGUGUUUCGUAGGGGAGUUGCAGCAAUGGGACAAGACUUUCACUACCAAUAGGGGAGAAAAAAAAGGAGUGGAGUAAAAGUAGUCUAAAAUAUAAAUAGUAAAAGUACAGAUACCCCAAAAAACGGCUUAAGUACUUUACACCUGUCACGACUUCCGCCGAGGCUGCCCUCCCACCUGGUUCGGGCAGGCUUCGGCGUUCGUUGUCACCGGAGUACUAGCUACUGCCGAUCCCAUUCUCAUCACUCCAUUUGUCAUGUCUUGUCAAUCACACACACCUGGUGCUCAUUCCCCUAAUUAGUAUGUGUAUAAGUGUUCCCUCUGUUCCCCUUGUCUUUGUGAGUGAUUGUUUGUUGUGAGAGCGUGUAGCUCGGUUGAGCUACUAUUCACUGUGUUAUUGCCAAGGUGGAUGUUUUCCCUUGUACAGUUUCGUUUGACGCUUGGGGCGUUUGAUUUAUGCAAACGGCUUAAACUCUGGACUUCGGUAUUUUACCUCCUGCGCCUGACUCCUUCUUUCACACCUCGUCACAGAAUCACUCACCCGAUCUGAUAUGGAGUCAGCAGGAGAAGACCGCAUGCCUAGAGUUGUGGCAAGGGCCAGGAGCAUUCCUCGAUGUUGGCCAGCUUGGGGGAAGCGAUGGAUCGGGUUGUUCAGGUGGUACAAUGCCUGGAGAGGAGAGAAUCUGAUCUAUCGAGACCAGCUGGUCAACCGGAUCCAGCCACCUACACCCCAGCCCCUGGAGGGAUCCAGAUAUCCCGACCACCGGCGUUUGACGGGACGGCAGCGCGAUGUAAGGGAUUCCUACUUGUAUUUCUCCAGCAUCAGGCCGGCGCCCCGGGAGCGGGAAAAGGUAUCCGUCCUCGUUUCCUGCCUUUGUGGGAGAGCCCUGGAGUGGGCCAACGCGGUGUGGAACGAGGGAGGACUACGGGGAGUUUGCUCGCCUCUUUCGGGACAUUUUUGAUCACCUGCCUGAGGGUCGAGAGGCGGGCGAACAACUGCUUAAUCUGAGGCAGGGGACGAGGACCACUCAGGACUACGCGCUGGAGUUCCGGACGCUGGCAGCGGGGUCCGGGUGGUACGAGCGGGCCCUGAUCGACCAUUUCCGUGCCACCUAAGGGAGGACGUCCGACGGGAGCUAGCCUGCCGGGAAGCCAUGCUAUCGUUUCUCCCAACUGGUGGACAUGGCCAUCCGACUGGACAAUCUGUUAGCAGCCAGAGGACAUCCUGGUAGGGGUCUUUCUGUUUCCACUCCGGAAGACUCUGACCCCGAGCAGAUGGAGCUGGGAGGAGCCGCCGGUCGAGAGAGCGCAGGAGGACAGCGACAGUGCCACUCUGGUGGCACGAAGGGACAAUCCACAUCACGUCGCAGUCAACACACUUUUGGGUCUGGAAGCGGUUGGCAGGGUACUCACGCAUCACCCCGGGUAACGAACACCCAAACGUGUUCAGAGCCCUUUGCGGUGCACUGUACUUUAUCUAUCUCCUUUCCCGAUCACUUGGUAGGUUCCCAUUGUAAGGCACUAGUCGAUUCAGGCGCAGCUGGGAAUUUUAUGGACAGGGCAUUUGCACGCCGUCAAGGCGUUUCAUUGGUUCCCCUAACCAUUCCACUCCCCAUCAGAGCACUUGAUAGUCGACCAUUAGGGUCCGGGUUGGUUAAGGAAGUUACGGUACCAGUCACCAUGAUUACGCAGGAGACGCAUGUUGAGCAGAUCACCUUUAUGAUUAUUGAGUCUCCUGUUUACCCUGUAGUCUUGGGUAUCCCGUGGUUAGCCCUUCACAACCCCAAUUUCUCAUGACCGCAGAGGGUUCUUAUGGGGUGGUCGCGUGAAUGUCCGGGUAGGUGUCUAGGUGUUUCCGUUGGUGCGACCACGGUGGAAAGUCCAGACAGUGCGCAUUCCCCCCGAAUACCAUGAUCUGGCGCUCGCGUUUUCCAAGACGCAAGCGACUAAAUAACUUUUUACCAGUUGUAGCUAUUUAGAUUGUCAUUAUGAAGACACCUUUCCAAACCUUUUUCCAUAAAACAUAUUAAUCAAAUCAAAUGUAUUUGUCACAUGCUCCGAAUACAACCUUACCAUGAAAUGCUUACUUAGAAGCCUUUAACCAACAAUGCAGUUUUAAGAAAAAUAUUGUUUGGACCAUGAUAGUUUGAUGGUGAUGUGGACACCAAGGAACUUGAUGCUCUCAACCUGCUCCACUACAGCCCUGUCAAUGAGAAUGGGGGCGUGCUCGGCCCUCCUUUUCCUGUAGUCCACGAUCAUCUCCUUUGUUUUGAUCAUGUUGAGGGAGAGAUUGUUUUUCUGGCACCACACUGCCAGGUCUCUGACCUCCUCCCUAUAGGCUGUCCCAUCGUUGUCGGUGAUCAUGCCUACCACCAUUGUGUUGUCGGCAAACUUAAUGAUGGUGUUGGAGUCGUGCUUGGCCACGCAGUCAUGGGUGAACAGGGAGUACAGGAGGGGACUAAGCACACACCCCUGAGGGGCCCCCGUGUUGAGGAUCAGCGUGGCAGAUGUGUUGUUACCUACCCUUACCACCUGGGGGAAGCCCGUCAGGAAGUCCAGGAUCCAGUUGUAGAGGGAGGUGUUUAGUCCCAGGGUCCUUAGCUUAGUGAUGAGCUUUGAGGGCACUAUGGUGUUGAACACUGAGCUGGAGUCAAUGAACAGCAUUCUCACAUAGGGGUUUCUUUUGUCCAGGUUGGAAAGGGCAGUGUUGAGUGCAAUAGAGAUUGCGUCAUCUGUGGAUCUGUUGGGGCAGUAUGCAAAUUGGAGUGGGUCUAGGGUGGGUCUAGGGUUUCUGGGAUAAUGGUGUUGAUGUGAGCCAUGACCAGCCUUUCAAAGCACUUCAUGGCUACAGACGUGAGUGCUACGGGUCGGUAGUCAUUUAGGCAGGUUACCUUGGUGUUCUUGGGCACAGGGACUAUGGUGGUCUGCUUGAAACAUGUUGGUAUUACAGACUCGGCCAGGGACAGGUUGAAAAUGUCAGUGAAGACACUUGCCAGUUGGUCAGCGCAUGCUCAGAGUACACGUCCUGGUAAUCCGUCUGACCCUGCGGCCUUGAGAAUGUUGACCUGUUUAAAGGUCUUACUCACAUCGGCUACGGCGAGCAUGAUCGCACAGUUGUCCAGAACAGCUGGUGAUCUCAUGCAUGCUUCAGUGUUGCUUGCCUCGAAGCGCUCAUAUAAGCCAUUUAGCUCAUCUGGUAGGAUUGUGUCACUGGGCAGCUUGCAGCUGGGCUUCCCUUUGUAGUCCGUAAUAGUCUGCAAGCCCUGUCACACCCGAAGAGCAACAGAGCAGGUGUAGUAGGAUGCAAUCUUAGUCCUGUAUUGACUCUUUGCCUGUUUGAUGGUUCGUCUGAGGGCAUAGCGGGAUUUCUUAUUAUCAUCCGGGUUAGAGUCCCGCUCCUUGAAAGCAGCAGCUCUACCCUUUAGCUCAGUGCGGAUGUUGCCUGUAAUCUAUGGUUUCUGGUUGGGGUAUGUACGUACGGUCACUGUGGAGACGACGUCAUCGAUGCACUUAUUGAUGAAGCCGGUGACUGAUGUGGUAUACUCCUCAAUGCCAUAUUCCAGUCUGAGUUAGCAAAACAGUCCUGUAGCGUAACAUCCACGUCACCUGACCACUUCCAUAUUGAGCGAGUCACUGGUUCUUCCUACUUUAGUUUUUGCUUGUAAGCAGGAAUCAGGAGGAUAUAAUUAUGGUCAUAUUUGCCAAAUGGAGGGUGAGGGAGAGCCUUGUAUGGGUCUCUGUGUGUGGACUAAAGGUGGUCUAGAGUUUUUUCCCUUCUGGUUGCACUUGUGACAUGCUGGUAGAAAUGAGGUAAAACAGAUUUAAGUUUGUCUGCAUUAAAGUCCACGGCCACUAGGAGCGUGCCCUCUGGAUGAGCGUUUUCUUGUUUGCUUAUGGCUUUAUACAGCUCGUUGAGUGCGGUGUUAGUGCCAGCGUCGGUUUGUGGUCGUAAAUAGACAGCUACGAAAAAUAUAGAUGAAAACACUCUUGGUAAAUAGUGUGGUCUACAGCUUAUCAUGAUACUCUACCUCAGGCGAGCAAAACCUAGAGACUUCCUUAGUAUUCAAUUUUAUGCAAUAGCUGUUGUUUACAAAUAUACACAGACCGCCACCCCUUGUCUUACCGGAGUCAGCCGUUCUAUCCUGUCGAUGUAGCGUAUAUCCCGCCAGCUGUAUGUUAUCCAUGUCAUCGUUCAGCCACAACUCGGUGAAACAUAAGAUAUUACAGUUUUUAAUGUCCCGUUGGUAGGAUAACCGUAAUCUUAGGUCGUCCAAUUUAUUUUCUAAUGAUUGAAGAUUGGCUAAUAGGAUUGAUGGAAGAGGCAGUUUACUCGCUCGCCGUCGGAUCCUUACAAGCACCCCGACCUAUGUCCACAAUAUCUCUGUCUCUUUCUUAUGCGAAUGACGGGGAUUUGGGCCUUGUCGGGUGUCUGUAGGAUGUCCUUCGCGGCCGACUUGUUGAAGAAAAAAUAUUUGUCCAAUACGAGGUGAGUAAUCGCUGUCCUGAUAUCCAGAAGCUCUUUUUGGUUAUAAGAGACGAUGGCAGAAACAUGAUGUACAAAAUAAAUUACAAAUAACGCGGAAAAACACACAUAAUAGUACAAUUGGUUAGAGGGCUGUAAAAUGGCAGCCAUCUUCUCCGGUACCCUCGCCAAUUCGUUGAUUUAUAUGUUGAAGAGAGUGGGGCUUAAGCUGCGUCCCUGUCUCACCCCACGGCCCUGUGGAAAGAAAUGUGUGUGUUUGUUGCCAAUUUUAACUGCACACUUGUUGUAUGUGUACAUAGAUUUUAUAAUGUCAUAUGUUUUUACCCCAACACCACUUUCCAUAAAGUUGUAUAGCAGACCCUCAUGCCAAAUUGAGUCAAAACCUUUUUUGAAAUCAACAAAGCAUGAGAAAACUUUGCCUUUGUUUUGGUUUGUUUCUUUGUCAAUUAGGGUGUGCAGGGUGAAUAUGUGGUCUGUUGUACGGUAAUUUGGUAAUAAGCCAAUUUGACAUUUGCUCAGUACAUUGUUUUCACUGAGGAAAUGUACCAGUGUGCUGUUAAUGAUUUUCCCAAGGUUGCUGUUGAUGCAUAUACCACAGUAGUUAUUGGGGUCAAAUUUGUUUCCACUUUUGUGGAUUGGGUUGAUCAGUCUUGGUUCCAAAUAUUGGGGAAGACACUCUCCCGCAGGUCUGGGAGAGUGUCUUGCUGGUCUGGGCAGGGUGUCUGUUGAUCUGGUGAGGUGUUGGGGCUGCGGUUGAGGGCGAUGCACUUUAGGGUCCUGGCGAAGGUGGGCACUGCUGCCUUUUAUAGGUGGAGCUUGUCAUAAAGGCUGUUCAAGUCCAGGGUGAAGUGGUGGGCCAGGUGCACAGUCAUGGGAAAUACUUGCGUUUACCCGCUGUAUGGUAGCAGGGUGGAAGUCUUUUUUUCGUGGUAGCAGUUUGGAGAUAACCACUUGUGCGUUGGGGAAAGAAGAAUAAGCUUUUUCAAUCACUCCCUUGAGUGCUGUUGCCACCCUUCCCUGCUGUGCUCUCAGGUUGUUUGUGCCUGUGUGUAUUAUGAUGUGGCUGGGUGAUCCUAGUUGGUCCUCAGACAGAAAGUCUGGGUUGGCGCCCCCCCCCUUGGUUUGUGCUGUGGUGGAGACCUCUGUGGGCUAUACUCGGCCUUGUCUCAGGAUUGUAAGUUGGUGGUUGGGGAUAUCCCUCUAGUGGUGCGGGGGCUGUGCUUUGGCGGAGUGGGUGGGGUUAUAUCCUUCCUGUUUGGCCCUGUCCGGGGGUUUCUUCGGAUGGGGCCACAGUGUCUCCGGACCGCUCCUGUCUCAGCCUCCAGUAUUUAUGCUGCAGUAGUUUAUGUGUCGGGGGGCUGGGGUUAGUUGGUUAUACCUGGAGUACUUCUCCUGUCUUAUCCAGUGUCCUGUGUGAAUUUAAGUAUGCUCUCUCUAAUUCUCUCGUUCUCUCUUUCUCUCUGAGAACCUGAGCCCUAGGACCAUACGUCAGGACUACCGGGCAUGAUGACACCUUGCUGUCCCCAGUCCGCCUGGCCCUGCUGCUAUUCCAGUUUCAACUGUUCUGCCUGCGGCUACGAAACCCCUACCUGUCCCAGACCUGCUGUUUUCAACUCUUUAAUGAUCGGCUAUGAAAAGCCAACUGAGAGACCUGAGCCCUAGGACCAUACGUCGGGACUACCGGCCGUGGUGACUCCUUGCUGUCCCCAGUCCGCCUGGCCUUGCUGCUAUUCCAGUUUCAACUGUUCUGCCUGCGGUUAUGGAACCCCUACCUGUCCCAGACCUGCUGUUUUCAACUCUUAAUGAUCGGCUAUGAAAAGCCAACUGAGAUUUAUUCCUGAUUACUAUUUGACCAUGCUUGUCACUUAUGAACAUUUUUGAACAUCUUGGCAUGGUUCUGUUAUAAUCUCCACCCGGCACAGCCAGAAGAGGACUGGCCACCCCUCAUAGCCUGGUUCCUCUCUAGGUUUCUUCCUAGGUUUUCGCCUUUCUAGGGAGUUUUUCCUAGCCACCGUGCUUCUACACCUGCAUUACUAGCUGUUUGGGGGUUUUAGGCUGGGUUUCUGUACAGCACUUCGAGAUAUUAGCUGAUGUAAGAAGGGCUAUAUAAAAUAAAAUUGAUUGAUUGAUUGAAAGUCUAGGGUGCGCUGGGUGUUUGGAGACCAGAGUUUAGACACUGUUUUUGGGAAAAAGUGUAUUUUCUUGCAUAUAUUUCCCAUAUCAUGGGGGGGGGGGGGGGGGGGGGGGGUUGUCAGGAGGGCUAUCAGGGUGGCUGAACGGGGGGGGUGCUCAAAGGGGAUGGGAUCUCCUGGGCUUGGUGUUCUUCAUUUGUCUGUCCUGCUGUGAUGUCGGGGCUAUGGUCAGGGUCUGGGGUGGACUGUUCUGCUGUGGUGUCGAGACUUUGGUCAGGAUCUGAGGUGGGCUGUUCUCUCUCCACCUCCAGCUCUCCAGGUCUAGUUAAGGGGGUGUUGUUGUGCUGGACUGUUGUCUGAGUCUGUGCUGACUGGAGUGUGUUCACCUGCUGUUCCAGCUCCACCUGCCUUACCUCCAGCUGGUUGAAUGUAUCCUUCAUUUCAGUGAGGGAGUAGUACUCUGUGCUGGGAGGUUGACUUUCUGCUUGGGAUUGCUCGUCUGUGGGGUUGUUAAAUGAAGAGGUCUGGUCUGACACGCUUGGGGUGGGGGUAUCUUUCUCAAGAGAGCGCAUCUCCUGCUUUGCUCCCUCUUUGAUUAUAUGAAAGUCCAGCUGAAACUGUUUGGGGUUGCCCUGUACCAAUACUGUUCCAGACUUGUAUAGAUUUAUAUUGGCUGACUCAGAGUCCUCGUUGUCUAGUAUCCUGAGUUUCCACCCAUCGCUAACCAUUUGCUGUAUAGAUUGGAUCUUUGGUGGUAGGAAUCCUUGCAGGUAAUUUUGUCCAAAAUCAGUUUGUAGGUUUGGAGUUUUUGAUUUGGAGUGAAGGUUAAGUUGUGGAGGGUAGUAUCCUGUAUGUGUCCUUGUGGAAAAAUUGAAGUUUAUCUAACUCUAAAUCUAUCUUUUUGUUAAAAAAAAUCUGCUCACUACCCCUCUCUCUCUUUCAAUUCAAUUCAAUUCAAAGGGCUUUAUUGGCAUGGGAAACAUAUGUUUACAUUUCCAAAGCAAGUGAAAUAGAUCAUAAACAAAAGUGAAAUAAACAAUAUAAAAUGAACAAUAAAUAUUAGACUCAAAAAAGUUCCAAAGGAAUAGAGACAUUCCAAAUGUCAUAUUAUGUAUAUAUACAGUGUUGUAACAAUGUACAAAUAGUUAAAGUACAAAGGGAAAAUAAAUAAACAUAAAUAUGGGUUGUAUUUACAAUGGUGUUUGUUCUUCACUGGUUGCCCUUUUCUUGUGGUAACAGGUCACACAUCUUGCUGCUGUGAUUGCACACUGUGGUAUUUCACACAAUAGAUAUGGGAGUUUAUCAAAAUUGGGUUUGUUUUCUAAUUCUUUGUGGGUCUCUGUAAUCUGAGGGAAAUAUGUGUCUCUAAUAUGGUCAUACAUUUGGCAGGAGGUGAGGAAGUGCAGCUCAGUUUCCACUUCAUUUUGUGGCAGUGUGCACAUAGUCUGUCUUCUCUUGAGAGCCAGGUCUGCCUAAGGCGGCCUCUCUCAAUAGCAAGGCUAUGGUCACUGAGUCUGUACAUAGUCAAAGCUUUCCUUAAGUUUGGGUCAGUCACAGUGGUCAGGUAUUCUGCCGCUGUACUCUCUGUUUAGGGCCAAAUAGCAUUCUAGUUUGCUCUGUUUUUUUGUUAAUUCUUUCCAAUGUGUCAAGUAGUGAUCUUUUAGUUUUCUCAUGAUUUGGUUGGGUCUAAUUGUGUUGCUGUCCUGGGGCUCUGUGGGGUCUGUUUGUGAACAAAGCCCCAGGACCAGCUAGCUUAGGGGACUCUUCUCCAGGUUCAUCUCUCUGUAGGUGAAGGCUUUGUUAUGGAAGAUGUGAGAAUUGCUUCCUUUUAGGUUGUUGUAAAAAUUAACGGCUGUUUUCUGGAUUUUGGUAAUUAGCGGGUAUCGGCCUAAUUCUGCUCUGCAUGCAUUAUUUGGUGUUUUACGGUGUACACAAAGGAUAUUUCUGCAGAAUUCUGCAUGCAGUCUCAAUUUGGUGUUUGUUCCAUUUUGUGAAUUCUUGGUUGGUGAGCGGACCCCAGACCUCACAACCACGAAGGGCAAUGGGUUCUAUAACUGUUUCAAGUAUUUUUUGCCAGAUCCUAAUUGGUAUGUCAAAUUGUAUGUUCCUGUUGAUGGCAUAGAAGGCCCUUCUUGCCUUGUCUCUCAGAUCGUUCACAGCUUUGUGGAAGUUACCUGUGGCGCUGAUGUUUAGGCUGAGGUAUGUAUCGUUUUUUGUGUGCUCUAGGGCAACGGUGUCUAGAUGGAAUUUGUAUUUGUGGUCCUGGCAACUGGACCUUUUUUAGAACACUAUUAUUUUUGUCUUACUGAGAUUUACUGUCAGGGCCCAGGUCUGACAGAAUCUGUGUAGAAGAUCUAGGUGCUGCUGUAGGCCCUCCUUGGUUGGGGACAGAAGCACCAGAUCAUCAGCAAACAGUAGACAUUUGACUUCAGAUUCUAGUAGGGUGAGGCCGGGUGCUGCAGACCGUUCUAGUGCCCUCACCAAUUAGUUGAUAUACUGCAUACAGUGUGGGUUGGUGUGAGGUGUGACCCAGGUGUGGUGUAGGAUAUACAGUACAUUUUACAUUUUACAUCAUUUAGCAGACGCUCUUAUCCAGAGCGACUUACAGUUACUGAGUGCAUACAUAAUUUUUUUAUUUUUCAUACUGGCCCCCCAUGGGAAACGAACCCACAACAGUAGGCAGAGAUGGUGAAACAAGGAUCUUUACUUUUCCCGAAGCCAGAAUACAAAAUAACGGACUUAUGACGAUAAAAGAAAGGCGGAGCAAAUAAGUCUCCAAAAACCGGCUGACAGCCAAAAUACGAAAUACUUCCUAAGACUGAAACAAAUAACGAAACAGGGAGAACACUUCUCAAGUACCUGUUCAUAGGUCUCCGAUCAGACACUGAGUAGUACUGCUGGACAUAGAGAAACUAGCAGAGAAAACUGAGCAAGGGAACACAGGGAAGUGAGGGCAUAAAUACACAGGUGAACAGGUAGACACAGGUGACACCAAUAGGAUGAUGAUAAGUCCAGACUGUGAGUGAGGAUGUGGUUGUCGAAGGAUGACACCUAGUGAUCUGCGACCCCUCCUGUAAAACAGGUUUUUAGAAAUUUCAGCAAAUGUGUAAAAAAACAACAACAGAAAUAUCUUAUUUACAUAGUAUUCAGACCCUUUGCUAUGAGACUCAAAAUUGAGCUCAGGUGCAUCCUGUUUCAUUUACAUUUACGUCAUUUAGCAGCAUUUUUUUUUGGGGGGGGGGGGGGGGGGGGGGGGGUUGGAGUAAAGGGGGGGGGGGUAGAAGGAUUACUUUAUCCUAUCCCAGGGUAUUCCUUAAAGAGGUGGAGUUUCAAAUGUCUCCGGAAGGUGGUGAGUGACUCCGCUGUCCUGGCGUCCGUGAGGGAGCUUGUUCCACCAUUGGGGUGCCAGAGCAGCGAACAGUUUUGACUGGGCUGAGCGGGAGGGGAACUAUGCUUCCGCAGAGGUAGGGGAGCCAGCAGGCCAGAGGUGGAUGAACGCAGUGCCCUCGUUUGGGUGUAGGGACUGAUCAGAGCCUGAAGGUACAGAGGUGCCGUUCCCCUCACAGCUCCGUAGGCAAGCACCAUGGUCUUGUAGCAGAUGCGAGCUUCAACUGGAAGCCAGUGGAGUGUGCGGAGGAGCGGGGGGGUGACGUGAGAGAACUUGGGAAGGUUGAACACCAGACGGGCUGCAGCAUUCUGGAUGAGUUGUAGGGGUUUAAUGGCACAGGCAGGGAGCCCAGCCAACAGCGAGUUGCAGUAAUCCAGACGGGAGAUGACAAGUGCCUGGAUUAGGACCUGUGCCGCUUCCUGUGUAAGGCAGGGUCGUACUCUCCGAAUGUUGUAGAGCAGUGAACUACAGGAUCGGGUCACCGCCUUGAUGUUAGCGGGAGAACGACAGGGUGUUGUCCAGGGUCACGCCAAGGCUCUUCGCACUCUGGGAGGAGGGACACAACGGAGUUUUCAACCGUGAUGGCGAGAUCAUGGAACGGGCAGUCCUUCCCCGGAAGGAAGAGCAGCUCCGUCUUGCCGAGGUUCAGCUUGAGGUGGUGAUCCGUCAUCCAUACUGAUAUGUAUGCCAGACAUGCAGAGAUAAGAUUCGCCACCUGGUUAUCAGAAGGGGGAAAGGAGAAGAUUAGUUGUGUGUCGUCAGCGUAGCAAUGAUAGGAGAGGCCAUGUGAGGAUAUGACAAGUGACUUGGUGUAUAGCGAGAAUAGGAGAGGGCCUAGAACUGAGCCCUGGGGGACACCAGUGGUGAGAGCACAUGGUGCGGAGACAGCUUCUCACCACGCCACUUGGUAGGAGCGACCGGUCAGGUAGGACGCAAUCCAAGAGUGAGCCGCGCCGGAGAUGCCCAGCUCGGAGAGGGUGGAGAGGAGGAUCUGAUGGUUCACAGUAUCAAAGGCAGCAGACAGGUCUAGAAGGACAAGAGCAGAGGAGAGAGAGUUAGCUUUAGCAGUGCGGAGAGCCUCUGUGACACAGAGAAGAGCAGUCUCAGUUGAAUGACCAGUCUUGAAACCUGACUGGUUUGGAUCAAGAAGGUCAUUCUGAGAGAGAUAGCAAGAGAGUUGGCUAAAGACGGCACGCUCAAUAGUUUUGGAGAGAAAAGAAAGAAGGGAUACUGGUCUGUAGUUGUUGACAUCGGAGGGAUCGAGUGUUUGGUUUUUUUGAGAAGGGGUUGCAACUCUCACUCUCUUGAAGACGGAAGGGACAUAGCCAGCGGUCAAGGAUGAGUUGAUCAGCGAGGUGAGGUAAGGGAGAAGGUCACUGGAGAUGGUCUGGAGAAGAGAGGAGGGGAUAGGGUCAAGCGGGCAGGUUGUUGGGCGGCCUGCCAUCACAAGUCGCAAGAUUUAUCUGGAGAGGGAGAGGGGGAGAAAGAAGUCAAAGCAUAGGGUAGGGCAGGUGUGAGCAGGAACCAGCAGUGUCAUUUGACUUAACCAAACGAGGAUCGGAUGUCGUCAACCUUCUUUUCAAAAUGGUUUUACGAAGUCAUCCACAGAGGGGGGGGGGGGGGGGGGGGAUUCAGCAGGGAGGAGAAUGUGGCAAAGAGCUUCCUAGGGUUAGAGGCGGAUGCUUGGAUUUAGAGUGGUAGAAAGUGGCCUUAGCAGCAGAAACAGAUGAAGAAAAUGUAGAGAGGAGGGAGUGAAAAGAUGCCAGGUCUGCAGGGAGUCUAGUUUUCUUCCAUUUCCGCUCAGCUGCCCGGAGCUCUGUUCUGUGAGCUCGCAAUGAGUCAUCAAGCCACGGAGCUGGAGGGGAGGACCGAGCCGGCCGGGAGGAUAGGGGACAUAGAGAGUCAAAGGAUGCAGAAAGGGAGGAGAGGAGGGUUGAGGAGGCAGAAUCAGGAGAUUGGAGGGAGAUGGGUUGAGCAGAGGGAAGAGAUGAUAGGAUGGAAGAGGAGAGAGUAGAGAUGUUUCUACCACUUGAUUGGAGUUCACCUGUGGUAAAUUCAAUUGAUUGGACAUGAUUUGGAAAGGCACACACCUGUCUAUAUAAGAUCCCACAGUUGACAGUGCAUAUCAGAGCAAAAAACCAAGCCAUUGAGGUCGAAGGAAUUGUCCGUCGUAGAGCUCCGAGACAGGAUUGUGUUGAGGCACAGAUCUGUGGAAGGGUACCAAAAAAUGUCUGAGCAUUGAAGGCCUCCAAGAACACCAGUGGUCUCCAUCAUUCUUAAAUUCAAGAAGUUUGGAACCACCAAGACUCUUCCUAGAAACUGGCUGCCCGGCCAAACACUGAGCAAUUGGAGGAGAAGGGCUUUGGUCAGGGAGGUGAUCAAGAACCUGAUGGUCACUCUGACAGAGCUCUAGAGUUCCUCUGUGGAGAUGGGAGAACCUUCCAGAAGGACAACCAUCUCUGCAGCACUCCACCAAUCAGGCCUUUAUGGUAGAGUGGCCAGACGGAAGCCACUCCUCAGUAAAAGGCAGAUGAACAGCCCGCUUGGAGUUGCCAAAAGGCACCUAAAGACUGAAACCAAGAUUGAACUCUUUGGCCUGAAUGCCAAGAGUCCACGUCUGGAGGAAACCUGGCACCAUCCUACGUGGAAGGCAUGGUGGUGGCAGCAAUCAUGCUGUGGGGAUGUUUUUCAGCUGCAGGGACUGGGAGACUAGUCAGGAUCGAGGGUAAAGAUGAACGGAUCAAAGUACAGCGAGAUCCUGAUGAAAACCUGCUCAGGACUUCAGACCUGGGGUGAAGGUUCACCUUCCAACAGGACAACGACCUUAAGCACACAGCCAAUAUAACGCAGGGGUGGCUUCGGGACAAGUCUCGGAAUAACCUUGAGUGGACAAUCCAGAACCCAGACUUUAACCCGAUCGAACAUCUCUGGAGAGACCUGAAAAUAGCUGUGCUGCGACUCUCCCCAUCCAACCUGACAGAGCUGAGAGGAUCUGCAGAGAAGAAUGGGAGAAACUCCCCAAAUACAGGUGUGCCAAGCUUGUAGCAUCAUACCCAAGAAGACUUGAGGCUGUAAUUACUGCCAAAGGUGCUUCAACAAAGUACGGAGUAAAGGGUCUGAAUGCUUAUGUAAAUGUGACAUUACACUUUUUUAUUUGUAAUACAUUUGCUAAAAUUUCAAAAAAAUUGUUUUUUGCUUUGUCAUUAUUGGUGAGGUGGAAAAAACCAAUUUAAUCCAUUUUAGAAUAAGGCUGUAAAAGACAAGGGGUCUGAAUACUUUCCAAAUGAAAUGUUUGUUGAAGAGGGUGGGGCUCAAAGUGCAUCCCUGUCCACCCAACGGCUUGUGGAAGAAAUGUGUUUUUUUGCCAAUUUUAACUUCACACUGUUGUUUUGUGUACAUUGAUUUUAGAAUGUUGUAUGUUUUUCCCCCCCAACAUCACUUUCCAUCAAUUUGUAUAACAGACCCUCAUGCCAAAUUCAAGACAAUUGAGAUGAUUGUGGACUACAGGAAAAAGAGGGCCUAGCACGCCCCUAUUUUCAUCGACGGGGGCUGUAGUGGAGCAGGUUGAGAGCUUCAAGUUCCUUGGUGUCCACAUCACCAACAAACUAUCAUGGUCCCAAACACACCAAGACAGUCGUGAAGUAGGGCACGACAAAGCCUAUUCCCCCUCAGGAGACUGAAAAGAUUUGGCAUGGGUCCUCAGAUCCUCAAAAGUUUCUACAGCUGCACCAUCGAGAGCAUCCUGACUGGUUGCAUCACUGCCUGGUAUGGCAACUGCUCGGCCUCCGACCGCAAGGCGCUACAGAGGUUAGUGUGUACGGCCCAGUACAUCAGUGGGACCAAGCUUCCUGCCAUCCAGGACCUCCUGUACCAAGGCGGUGUCAGAGGAAGGCCCUAAAUAUGGUCAAAGACUCCAGACACCCUAGUCAUAGACUGUUCUCUCUUGCUACCACAAAUCAAGCGGUACCACAGCGCAAGUCUAGGUCAAAAAGGCUUCUUCACAGAUUCUACCCCCAAGCCAUAAGACUCCUGAACAGCUAAUCAUGGCUACCCGGACUAUUUGCACCCCCACCCCAUAUUUUACCCCUUCUCUUUUUUUUAACUAUGCAUGUAUUAAAUCUACCACUGUACAUAUUUAACCCACUAGCGGUUCCCCAAAUAACCCUGGCGGUACCCCGUUUCCCCCCUUAUUAGCGCUUUUUUUUUUUUUAAAAUUUUUUAGUUUCUUUUCUUAAACUGCUUUUAGGCUUUCGGGAUUUCGUAAAAAAUUUUUCCCGGUCCCAAAAAAGAGAUAUGAUCAAAGUUUUGUAAUCACAAACAUAGAAGACCUUGUUUUUGUUUUUUUUGGGUUUCGGUUUCCCCUCUUCUGGGUAAUUUGAAAACCUUUGACUUUCUCUCUUUUUUCCUAAAAUUACCAUUCUUUUUUCGGAUUUUCCCGGGUUUGUGCUUCCCCAGUGUUUUCAUCUCUCCAUUUGUUUGGGUCAUCCUUGUUCCAAUAAGGAUCCCGCUAGUGUGUUUUUAAAGUUUGUUCCUUACUGUCUCCUCUCUCCCCUUUCUCAUUUUUCUCCCCCUCCUCUUCGGCUCCCUCUCUCUCUCUCCCUCUCUUAGUUCUCCUCUUUUCUAUUCUCCCCUAUCUCUCUCUCUCUUCCCCCUCUCUCCCCUCCCCUCCUAAGGUUUUUCUCUGGUGUCUCGGGUUGCCCUAAGUGGUCUUGGUCCCCAUUUGAUAUACCAAGUUAACUGGGUUAAUGGCGGCUUUCCCUCCCCAAAAAAAUUUGGACGGGCCCGUCGGCCCUCCCUGCUUUGACAUUUUGGGGCGUUUCUGACCAUGGUUUUUUUUAUUAAGGGGUCUUUUUCUGCUAUUUAUUAAAAAAUUUUUUAUGCAAGGGCCUUUGUGCUUUUUUACUUUUACAUUUUGUUUUUUCCCUUGAACAAAACCAAUGCUUUGUUAAAAACACUCCUCCCCCUUUUUGAUAAACGGAGUGGAGGAGCGUCCGACGCGCGGUAAAAAUACUGCAGUACAAUUCUGCUGUUUUACGUAGUCUGAGGAAAUAAAAAACACUGUUGUUUACUUUUUUGUUGAAAAAUCCCAAACACUGUUUCACCAAUUAUGGAGUCUAGCUUUAAGUGUUAUUUUUAAACACUUGUGACACUAGUUUAAUUCUUUAAGCACCUUUAACACUUUGUGUCAUUCAACACGUUAACAGAUUCUCCCGUCUGAUUGUUUCUCCUCCCUCAGACCUGGGCCCGGGAGUGACGACAGUCAUAGCCGUGUUGGGAAGUUUCCCUGGCUGCCUCCCUUUACCAUCGUCUAUUUUACACAGCUGAGCUCUAUCCCACUGUAGUGAGGUAUGGUUCAUACAGCUGAGCUCUAUCCCACUGUAGUGAGGUAUGUUCAUUCAGCUGAGCUCAGUCCCACUGUAGUGAGGUAUGUUCAUUACAGCUGAGCUCUAUCCCACUGUAGUGAGGUAUGUUCCAUUACAGCUGGCUCAGUCCCACUGUAGUGAGGUAUGUUUUCAUUACAGCUGAGCUCAGUCCCACUGUAGUGAGGUAUGUUCUUACAGCUGACUCAGUCCCCCUGUAAAUGAGGAUGUUUAUUACAGCUGAGCUCAGUCCCACUGUAGUGAGGUUGUUCAUUACAGCUGACUCUAUCCCACUGUAGUGAGGUAUGUUAAUUACAAAAAAGCUAGCUCAGUCCCACUGUAGUGAGGAUGUUCAUUACACUGAGCUCUAUCCACUGUAGUGAGGUAUGUUCUUACAGCUGAGCUCUAUCCCACUGUAGUGAGGUAUAUUCAUUACAGCUGAGCUCUAUCCCACUGUAUGAGGUAUAUUCAUUACAGCUGAGCUCUAUCCCACUGUAGUGAGGUAUGUUCAAUUACAGCUGAGCUCAGUCCCCCUGUAUGAGGUAUUUCAUUACAGCUGAGCUUUUAUCCCACUGUAGUGGGAGAAAUUCAUACUCUAAAACACCCCUGUCUGAAUAUGCAAAAGAUACAAGCCUAAAAGGUCAACAUCUUACAGCGUCUCCUUUAUAUUUUAUAGAAUAAGUAA
Coregonus sp. 'balchen' is the source of this 35918-nucleotide messenger RNA. The record is from the annotation of a GenBank genome assembly. NCBI's taxonomy places the organism in Eukaryota, Metazoa, Chordata, Actinopteri, Salmoniformes, Salmonidae.